Molecule: messenger RNA, 2526 nt
Organism: Rhincodon typus (whale shark)
Lineage: Eukaryota; Metazoa; Chordata; Chondrichthyes; Orectolobiformes; Rhincodontidae
Product: flocculation protein FLO11-like
Exons: 3
Source: RefSeq, a predicted model, not a curated record
AUGAUUCCUGUUUCAUCCACAGUUAUUGAAGCCAAUUCAACACAAUAUGCUACAACUAAAGUCUCUAAAGAUUUGACCACGCCAUUGAAUUCUACAAAAGAAAUGACAGCAAAUAUGUCAGAAGAUCAACACCAUAAUGGUACAACGCCUUAUAACACCACAAUACCUGAAGGGAUGUCUCAACAAAAAUUUAAAACAGAAUCCAAUCCAUCAUUUACUGAUCUGCCAUCAAUAAGUCAGACUUCAAAAGUAAGCCAGCCAAGCAAACCACAAUUAUUAUCGGCAACUGAGUUUUCAACAGAAAGCCACACAACAAUGAUCCAAGAGUCAACAAUAUCUGAGUCUUCAGCCGUAAGCAAAACACAAGUUGCAACACAAGAGUUAUUGACAACUGCACCGACAUUAGAAAGUUGUUCAACCCCAAAACAAGUAUCAACAGCCAUUGUGUCUUUAUCAGAUAUCUAUCCAACAACCACACAACCACUAACAGUAACACAGUCUUCAUCAGAAACUCAGGCAACAUCACAAGGUUCAUCAAUCACCUCUUCACAAUCAGGAACUCAGGUUUCAUCACAGACCCAUUCAACAGAAAAAGAAUUGUCACCAAUAGCAUCGUCCUCAGCAGAAAUGCAUUCAUUCACACAGCCGUCAUCAGUGACUCAGUCGACACAACAAUCCAAACAAACAUCAAUAGUCUUAUCAAUAACUGAGACUUCUUCAGAAACAGAUGCAGCUCAUAAACAACGAUCAUUAACAAUAGAGACGUCAUCAGAAAUGUAUCCUACAGCAACACCAACAUCAGCAGUAGCAAAAUCUUCAUCAGAGACCCAUCUGACAACCACAAAAAUUUCAUCAUUGGAAACGUCCUCAUCACAAAUCCAAUCAACAUCACAAAGUUCAUUGAAAACUGCUUCCACGUUAGAUAUGGGUUCAAAUGCUGCACAGGUAUCAUCAAUAACUGGCUCUUCAACAGAAACAAGUCAAGCAACUGCACAAGUAUCAUUGAUCACAAAUCAUUCAGCUGUAACCCAACAAAGUAACACAGUCUCAUUGUCAAGAGAAGCACCAGCGUCACCAGUAACUGAGACAUCAUCAAUAACACAUUUAAGAACUAAUUUGCCUUUCGAAACUGUGUCAUCAUCAGAAAGCAAUCCAACAAUCACACAAGUAUCGUCAAUAACUAAGACUUCAUCAGAACUAUAUACCUCAACUACACAUGUGUCAGCUGUGACACAGACUUCAUCAGAGAACUAUUCAACUGGAAAAGAAUUGCUAUCAAUAGCAUCGUCCUCAGCUGAAGUGCAUUCAUCUUCACGGCCAUCAUCAGUGACUCCAUCUACACCAGAAUCCAGUCCAUCAACAUCACAGCUCUCAUCAAUAACUGAGCCUUCUUCAGAAUCCCAUGCAGUCCAUACCCAACGCUCACCAAUAACUGAGACAUCAUCAGAAAUGUAUCCUUCAGCAGCACAAACAUCAUCAGUGACAAUGUCUUCAUCAGAGACCCAUCUGACAACCACACAAAUGUCAUCAUUGGCAACAUCCUCAUCUGGAAUCCACUCAAUACAUGCAAGUUCAUUACAUACUACAGCAACACCCAUACCAUCCUCACUGUCUUCAUCAGUUGUCCAUGUAGAAUCUGCACAACAAUCAUCUACUACUUCAACCAAAUAUUCGUCUACUGUUUCACCAAGAUCAUUCUCUUCUGGUUCUACAUCAAAACAAUUGCCAAUUGUUUCUCCCUCUGCUUUUCAUUCCACUACAGAAAUGUUCAGUACAGCAUCCAAAUCUACGUUCACAUCUCUGCAAUCGUCCACUGCAGAAACAAACACCUCAUCUCAUGUCACUUCCAAAUCAGUUACUUUUCAUUCUGAAGAAUCAGCCUUCCCUGUUGUUUCUUCUGCAGGCAGCAAAAAAACAUCUUCUACGCCAAUUUCAGUUUUGCCAAUAGGAAGAACCAGUCCAAACCAAUCACAUUUGACAACUUUCCCAACGGAGGGCUCUCCUUUAAUGCAGUCAACAUCAUAUAAAAAAAGCAGACCCAUUGUUUCUGUUCCUCAAAGGUCCACCAGAUCUACAUCUUAUGGAAAAACUACGUUUCUGACUUUUACUCAUACUCAGCCUGAUAUGACUACUUCCAAACCACUUAUUUCCUCUUCCACUCCCAAGAAGAUAAAACAAACAACUUCAUAUUCAACUGUUGAAACUACCAUAACUAGAAUUGUUCCCAUCACCUCUGCUAAUUUUACAUUGCCAAUUACUUCUCAUCCAAAUCCCACAAACUCUACGAUGGCUACAACCAUAGACUACUGCAGAAAAUGCACAUGCCUAAAUGGAGGAAUGUGUAACUCAAGUGCCACAACAGAAGACCAUUGUGUAUGCCAUUGUCCACCUUUUAUUUAUGGAAAUCUGUGUCAAAAUGGAAACAACAACACCAAUGUUGUGCUAAGUUCAGAUUCACCACAACGGGAAAUCAAUUUGAUCCUUUGGUUAAACAGAACCUGGGAUAUAAAGCUAGAGAACCCCUCA